Ostreobium quekettii is the source of this 1494-nucleotide messenger RNA. The record is from the annotation of a GenBank genome assembly. Lineage: Eukaryota; Viridiplantae; Chlorophyta; Ulvophyceae; Bryopsidales; Ostreobiaceae.
AUGGGCGGCGCUGGCCAGGGGCAGUGCCCCUCCCCUGGUGCUCCCGGCUUCCGAGAUUACCGCCACAGCGUGGCGCUGAAGAACGUGAAGCUGGGCUACACGCUGCUGUGCCGCCACGCCCUCACGCUGCUGCUGGUGCCCGUCGCCGCCUUCCUGUCGCUGGAGCUGCUGGAGAUCCAUGGCAAGGGGGACCUGCACCGGUUCUGGAGUGCCGCGUCGCAGACCGAUCUCCAGUUCAACCUGGUGACCUUUGCAGGUUGCUCCCUACUCCUGGUGCUGGUGGCAGUUAGCUAUGUGCUUCUGCAGAGCAGACCUGUGUACCUUAUGGAUUUUGCACUCCACAAGCCUCCUGACAGUCUGAAGGUCACCCACCAGUUCUGUGUGGAAGGGUCCAAAUCUUGUGGGGCAUUCACUGAGCAGAGCCUGGAAUUUCAAGAGAAGAUCCUCAGAAAGUCUGGCCUUGGCGAUGAGACAUACCUGCCUCCAGCGAUCAUAUCCAGGCCCACCAACAUAUGCAUGCAGUCUGCAAGGGAGGAGGCGAUGGAUGUGAUGUUCACCACCAUCGACGACUUGUUGAAGCGGACAGGCGUCAAGCCCAGGGACAUCGACGUGCUGGUCGUGAACUGCUCCCUCUUCAACCCGACCCCCUCCCUGUCGGCCAUGAUCGUCAACCGCUUCAAGAUGCGCUCGAACGUCAUCUCCUACAACCUGGCAGGCAUGGGCUGCUCGGCGGGUCUCAUUGCCAUCGACCUGGCGCGCCAGGUGCUCCAAGUCACGCCCUCGUCACGGGCCCUCGUCUUCUCCACCGAGAACAUCACACAAAACUGGUACUUCGGCAACGAGCGGUCGAUGCUGAUCCCCAACUGCCUCUUCCGCGUGGGCGGCGCCGCUGUGCUCCUUUCCAACCGCCGUCGCGACUAUUGGUCGUCUCGCUACGAGCUGAAGCACGUGGUGCGCACGCAUUUGGGCGCCAACGAUGCCGCUUACGGGUGCGUGUACCAGAUGGAGGACAAGGACAAGCAGCUGGGGGUGCGGCUGUCGAAGGAGCUCAUGGCUGUGGCGGGAGAGGCGCUCAAAGCCAACAUCACGACCCUGGGGCCCCUGGUCCUGCCCGUCUCGGAGCAGAUCCUCUUCAUCGUCAACUUCAUCGCGCGCAAGGUCCUCAAGUACAAGGUCAAGCCCUACAUCCCCGACUUCAAGCUGGCCUUCCAGCACUUCUGCAUCCACACGGGCGGGCGGGGUGUGCUGGACGAGAUGGAGCGCCAGCUGCUGCUCACGGGCAGCCUCAUGAAGCCCAGCAGGGACACGCUGGAGCGGUACGGCAACACGUCCAGCUCAUCGAUCUGGUACGUGCUGGGGAACAUAGAGCACGUCUACGGCGUGGCGAGGGGGGACAGGGUUUGGCAGAUCGCCUUUGGGAGCGGCUUCAAGUGCAACAGCGCUGUGUGGGUGGCAACGAGGAGCACGAAGCGGGCACAUGCUGCGUGGACAUGA